AUGGCUCGACUUACCAAGGUUGCUCUCGUCGCUCUUGGCUCCGUGACGGGGGUCAGUGCUUGGGGCUCACUAGGCCAUGCUACAGUUGCAUACGUUGCCCAAAAUUAUGUGACCUCCGAGACAGCAUCAUGGGCGCAAGGUGUUCUAAAUGAUUCCUCUAGCUCAUAUUUGGCUAGCAUUGCCUCUUGGGCCGAUUCAUAUCGCGCAACCACUGCUGGAAAGUGGUCUUCUUCGUUCCACUACAUUGAUGCUGAAGAUAACCCCCGACAACCUGCAAUUUCAGGGUGCUCAGUUUCUGCUAUUGCCAACUACACCCAGCGUCUAGGUGACGGUCGACUUUCCAACGAUCACAAGGCAGAAGCUCUCAAAUUUCUUGUACACUUCCUCGGUGACAUAACGCAGCCGCUGCAUGAUGAAGCUUACGAGACUGGCGGUAACGGCAUUGCAGUCACCUACAACGGCUACAGCGACAACCUUCAUUCGGACUGGGAUACCUACAUGCCGGAGUCAUUGAUUGGUGGUAGCUCGCUCGCAGAUGCGCAGUCCUGGGCUAAGACUCUGAUCAGCGAGAUUGACUCGGGUAGUUACAAAUCUCAGGCGGCGAGUUGGAUCAAGGGAGAUACUAUCAGCGAUCCAAUCACCACAUCUACCCGUUGGGCUUCGGAUGCCAAUGCCUUUGUAUGCACUGUUGUCAUGCCUGAUGGAGCUGCUGCUUUGCAGACUGGCGACCUUUACCCGACUUACUACAAUUCUGCCAUUGAUACAAUCGAGCUGCAAAUUGCAAAGGGUGGCUACCGGUUGGGCCAUUGGCUUAACUUGAUUUACACCUCUAAGAUUGCCAAGCGCGAUGUGGAAGCAUUUGUUGAGACCCGAGAUGCGGCUCUUCCAGACCUGUCCGGUCGCGAUCUUCUUCCAAAGCCCCGUGUCUUGAGCCGUGCUAAACUGGCAAGAGCGGCCAUGGAAGGAUCAUGCUGUAGCUCAGAGAAGCGCGAUCAUGAGCAUUGA
Molecule: messenger RNA, 1005 nt
Organism: Penicillium canescens
Lineage: Eukaryota; Fungi; Ascomycota; Eurotiomycetes; Eurotiales; Aspergillaceae
Product: S1/P1 nuclease
Exons: 3
Coding region: 1-1005 (334 amino acids)
Biological process (GO): DNA catabolic process
Molecular function (GO): nucleic acid binding; endonuclease activity
Source: RefSeq, a predicted model, not a curated record